Brassica rapa (field mustard) is the source of this 3200-nucleotide messenger RNA. Its product is annotated as biorientation of chromosomes in cell division protein 1-like 1. The record is from RefSeq and is a predicted model, not a curated record. Lineage: Eukaryota; Viridiplantae; Streptophyta; Magnoliopsida; Brassicales; Brassicaceae. Gene Ontology annotation, biological process: DNA repair; mitotic sister chromatid cohesion. Gene Ontology annotation, cellular component: nucleus; chromatin.
GAAUACAAAAACACAUUCAAAUUUUCAAUUUCUUAAAAGUGAAAAGUUUGGAAAAAGGGCGGGAAGUGACGAGUCCGAGCUUAGCAUCAAUUAACAGUUGAUUAUAGACUUAAAACGUUUGUUCUUAACUCUUGCUGAGAGUUAUUUAUCUCCUCUAUACAUCACAGUUGUUGCAUGUUCAACACAGCGUACUAUAAAAGGCACAUCAGACUGGUAAAGUUGUCAUUUUUCUCUCUCUCUCUGACCAAUUUGGAUUUUGAGGCGGCAAGAACAGCUGUUUUGUAGGGUUUUGAAUCAAUCAUUAGGUGUUGUUUUCAGAAGAAGAAAAGAUGGGUCCUCUUGUCGGAGACACUGAACUCUCUGAAGCACUCCUCAAUGCUGGAAAAAACCUCCUCAAGCCUCCAUCAUCUACCAAAGCGCUUCUCCAUCUUCUCAAUGAAGCCGAGGGUCAGCUCUCCAAGCUAGUGCAAGAUCCUAUUGUUUCAGUGCAAAACGCACUGAGACCAUUGAUGAAGGCUUUGGUAUCUGCUCAUCUCUUAAGAAACCGUGAUUCUGAUGUUAGGGUCUACGUUGUCUCCUGCUUAACCGAGAUCAUGAGGAUAACUGCCCCAGAGGUCCCAUAUGACGAUGAUCAAAUGAAGGAGAUCUUCAAGGUGACAGUAAGAGCCUUCGGAAAACUAGCUGAUACUUCCUGUCAUAGCUAUAAGAAAGCCGUCACGGUGCUUGAUACUGUUUCUAGGGUCAGAUUAUCAUUGGUGAUGUUGGACUUGGAGUGUGAUGACCUUAUUCUAAAGAUGUUUCGGCAGUUCUUGAAAACCAUUAGACCGAAUCAUCCUGAAUCGGUACUUCUUUCAAUGGAAGCGAUAAUGGUGACAGUUAUCCAUGAGAGUGAAGAAGUACCCAUGGAUUUGCUCGAGAUCCUCUUGGCUGCUGUCAACAAAGAAAGCCGGGACUUCUCACCAGUGGCUUCGUGGCUUGCGGAGAAGGUUCUAAUUACUUGCGCCUGUAAGCUUCAACCGUGCAUCAUUGAAGCUUUGAAGUCAACACGGACUAGCUUGGACAUGUAUUCUCCAUUAGUUUUGGCAAUAUGCCAAGGCGAAGCUGAAGCACACAUCGUUGUUAAGCCCAAACAAGCUGAGGGACAGCUGGAUUUUAGGCUUUCUAACAAAGGGAAUAUGUCCAAGAGAAUUGCAAGAUGUGGAACUCGAGCCCAUGGAGAUGACAAAGCAAGAGAUGGGGACGAUUUGAAACAAGUACAGUUUCAAAAUACAGACGUAGAGACAGAAUCAGGGUCAAUAAGGAGGAGAGGACAUGAACUCACUCUAAUGAAUACUGGAGAAGGCUGUUCACUGAAGACAUCUUCAAGCAAGAAGGUGCAGGAAAAAGAAGUUGGUGAUUCGUCACUUGGAAAGCUGACUGCCAAGAAAUCUUUGCCUAGUGAAGUUGGUCAAACGAAUCAGUCUGUUGCCUCUAGUAAGGCUAGGAAGGGGUCACGUAAACGGACUCGGAGUAAGAUCGAAGAUACAAAUCUUGAUGCAGGCUCUUUAGCUGCACUGGUAUCAAAGAAACAGAUUGUGAAGAAAGAUGAUGCUGAAGAAGAAGGUUUCAUGGAAUCUGACCUUGAAAAGCCUGAAGAUAGCAUAAAGACUGCUGCAAAGUCAAGUAAAAAGGAGAGAGCGCAGAAUGGUUCAGCAAAAGCAUCUGCAAAGAAGCCACUUGCAAAGUCUAAAGAUGAGAGAGCACAGAAUGGUUUAGCGAAAACAUCUGCAAAGAAGCCACUUGCAGAAUCUAAGAGGGUAGAGGACAGUGGGAGAAAACCAGUCCACUCAGAAUCAAAAGGUGCAAGCAUGGAUUCACAUAUUCUCCAGUCAUCAAAGAACAAGAAGAAGAUUUCUCGUGCAAUAACGCCUCCGAGGAAAGAGUCUGAACCAACUGCCAAAAGCCAUCACAAGAGGAAACGGACAGCUGGAGAGGAAGUGGAGUCCCAUAAUAGUGAGGUUGGUGAGGAAUUAGUUGGUAAGAGGCUGAAAGUCUGGUGGCCAUUGGACAAGAAGUUUUAUGAAGGCGUCAUAAAGUCUUAUUCUAGUCGUCAGAAGAAGCAUGUAGUAUCUUAUUCUGAUGGGGAUGUUGAAAACCUUGAUCUUAACAAAGAACGUUGGGAGAUGAUCCAGGAUAAUUCUUCAUCCAGUGAUGAAAAGGAGAUUGAUCUGCCUGAUUCUACAUUUUUAUCUGACAUAAUACGGAUGCAGAAAGCGGUGAAGAGAAAAAAUGUGUCUAAGAAUGUGGAACUGAGCAGUUCUUCAGACGUCAGAUCCUCAAAGAAGAACGACCCUGUAACAAACUCAAGUAAGCUGAAGGGCGUAAGCAAAAGCAGAGAAGAGCAGAAUCUAAAAUCCUCAAAAGAGCCGAAUGCUGAAACUGACAGAACAAAGGGCAGGACUGAGAAAAGGCAGAGGGUGACUCGAUCUAUGCACCAGGGAAGUGAAAAGGAUUGCGAUGACAAGGAAGAACCUGUAACCAAGGGUGAAGACAGGCUGAAAUUCGGGAAAGAAUCAGAUGCAGAGCCUGAAUGUAAGAGAGAUCACCAAGAUCUACCUGACGAUUCAAAUGAUGAAACCAAAGCUGGUGGAGAAGAGUUAAAGUCUAUUACAAACAAGUCAAAUGCAAAAUCAGAAACUGAUGGAGAACAACAUAAAGUAGCAAAGGAGCCAGCUGGCAAAGCUGAUGGAGUAGAGCGAGAGUCUGUGAAAGAGCCAAAUCAAGAACCCAAUACUGAGGUACAAGGGAGAGAAUCAGCUAAAGAGAUACCUGCAGGCACAACAUUGAUUGAGAAGGAGGAUAUGUCUGAGGAGAGUCAUAGAAGCGUGCCUCAGACUGGUAAGGUAGAAAACGAAGAUGAUCAGAGAGUAGUGAAUGAACUGAAAGAAUGAAGAGACUGAUAAAGCAGAAGUCGGUACUAUUCGUGUUUCAGUUUGAUCCGUGAAUAAGAAUAUGGUUAGAUGAUGUUAAUUCAGGAAAAAUAAGAUGGGUUAUUGUGGUUUAGGUAACUGAUAUGUUUAGUGGAAGCUGCUUGUUUAGAGACUUAUGGUUGUUAUUGUUUAGUGGAGUCUUCUGACGUAUGUCUUAUCAUGGAACUAGUUUGAUCUGAUGUCAUCUAGCUAUCUAAAUAUACAUAUUUAAAAAACAUGUGUGUGCAUUAA